AUGGAUUUAAAACUUCAAAAUUGGUUUAAAGUGGAACUGUUACUGACUCGUUCAUGUCAUGUACUUCGAAAAAUGUUCAAGGAUCGUUGGUCUCUGUUUACAGGCCAACAGUGGCUGGAUACUCCGGCCAAUGGUCAUGCUUACACAACAGGCAUUGGUCAAAAAAUUUAUCAAAAUUGCCGUAAUAUCCAAAAAAUUAUGUUACAAACAGGUGAUACAAAUCAAUGGGAUUUAACCACAUUACUUAAUGUUCUUCGUGAAACGAAAUCUAAAAGACAACUUAAUAAAGUCGACAAACAAAGAAUUGCGAAAGAGAAUAAUGAUUUAUUAAUAAUAACGAAUAUUCGAAACAACAGUGCUCAUCAUGCAUCAAAAUGUAUCUCAGACACUGAAUUCGAAACUAUUUGGUCUCAGUUAUCAUCAAUAUUGAUUUCAUUCGGGGAUGAUGCGGAUGAAAUCGCUGAAUUAAAAUUAAAUACGAGUGACGCCAAACAGAAGGAGCCCAUUAAUACUGUAAAUACGAUUGAAGCAAAACGUUUGAAAGAUCUCGGUAACGAAGCAUACAAACAAAAGCACUUUGGUGAAGCAAUAAAAUGGUUCUCACAAGCACUCGUACUUGCUGGCUUGAGUGAUUAUGAUCGAUCUAUUCUGUAUUCAAAUCGAGCUGCUGCAUAUCUGGAGAAACAUGAAACGUCAGAGGUUACCUCGUCGAUGGACUCUCGGUAUCUUGCUCUACAAGACGCUGAGCAUGCACGUGAUCUUCGACAAACUUGGCCAAAAGCUCAUUUUCGUAUUGGGCAAGCGCAUGUCGCACUCGGUGAAUAUGAAAAAGCUGUUCACUCGUUUGAUAAAGCUCUUGCGCUCGAUCCAACUAACAGUGAAAUGAGAAAUUUCCGUGAUUCUGCUCUUGAAAGAAAACAUUACUAUGAUCGAAAGGAUCAUCUGAAUCGGCAAAAUAUGCCGAGAACGACUCGCGAGCAAUUUAACGAGUUGUCAAAAACAUCUGGAUAUACUAUUCAACAGUGUGAAAAAAUGAUUGAUUUUAUCAGAAAAGAUGAUCCAGGCAAAGAUGCUGUGUUUACUGGUCAUCAGUAUCGAGAUGGCGAUGAUAAUGUCAAACAAAAUUAUGAAUUAGCUGCCCGAUUUUAUUCAAAAGCUGCCGCUCUUGGCAGUGCUGAAGGCAUGUACAAUCUUGCUUUACUUCACCAACAAGGAUUAGGAGUUAAAAAAGAUAUACAGGCUACGAUCGAACUGUUGGAACAAGCAGCCGCUCAGAGUCCUACAAUGUCAGACAAAUUGCCCAUCCCGAAUAUUGGUGUAGCAGAAGCUGAACAUUCUUUGGGACUGCACUAUGAAACAGGUGUCGGUGUCGAAAUGAAUUACUAUAAAGCGGCUCAAUGGUAUCAACGUGCAUCAGAUCAUGGUAGUGCAACUGCCGCCAAUAACUUAGGACUUAUGUACGGUGCUGGCAAAGGUGUUGCCAAGGAUUUGGUUAAAUCAGAGCAACUACUUCGCUUAGCUGUUACGCGUGGCGAUCAAAAUGCGGCAAUGAAUUUAGCUCUAUUGUUCUCCGAGAAACAAGACUUUCAAGCGGCAGAACAAUGGUGUCUAUUUGCAAGUGAAAAUAACAAUAUAUUGGAUAGAAGCCGUUUGAAACACAUUCGAGAUGCAGCUGAAAAACAACGUGAGCUGUUUAAGAAAUUAGAUGUUGAAAAUUGGGAAAAACAGAAUGUUUUAUCAAAGUUCUUCCUACUCAAAUCGGCGAUGUCUGAUGCAGGACCAGGUGAAUCAUCAAUCAACGCAGGAAAACCCAAAUCACGUCUAUCUGAUACACGACGCCUUGAUACGAUCCAGUGGCAUCGAAAAUCUAUUGCUGAAAAACGUAAAUUUUCCUCAGGUUGCAAGCUGAUAACCUCAACAACUAAACCUCGUCUGGAUCAAAACUCACCUGCAUCAUUGAUUGGAUUGAAAGGAAUUACACUACGUGAAAUGAACCCAGCGAAAGAUUAUGUUUAUCAAGGAUAUGUAUUGUCAGGUAUAAUUUUCGAGCAAUCACCAGUCGUUGAACCAUCCAUAUGGCUGCUAUUCGAGGAUGAUAAUGGUGAUUUAGAACGACUCUUUAUAUAUAAUAUUCCGGCGUCUGAAGGUUGGCAAUUAAUAAAAGAUACGUAUAUUUACGGCACAAAAAUAAGUAUUUUAAAUCCGUAUAUGCGCAUGGCGGCUGAUAACAAACCGGCUAUUCGUGUGGACGAUGCUUCGUCGAUUAUUUUACACGGAAAUGCUCACAGUGUGAAGGAUAUGUGUCGAUGUUGUAGCGAACCAAAUGCAUCACGUGUUUGUGGCAAAUGCGGAUCGGCUCACUAUUGUUCAAAAGAAUGUCAAACAAUCGAUUGGAAACAAUGUGGUCAUAAAUUAAUUUGCACCUGA
This is a messenger RNA of Rotaria sordida, 2427 nucleotides long. Lineage: Eukaryota; Metazoa; Rotifera; Eurotatoria; Philodinida; Philodinidae. The record is from the annotation of a GenBank genome assembly.